AUGCCCGUCUUUAAUCUCUUCAAACGAAACACUUCUGCCAAGGACUUUGAAAAUGCGAGAAGUGAAAAUCGAAAAACUAUUGGCGCUAAUAAGAGUUCACAUGACUUGUCCAAAUUGCAGGGAGAUAUUUCAUCCUUUGAUAACAAAUCACAGCAUGUAGGAUCAUCAUCAUUGGAUGAAUCUUCCUCUACGACUCAAUCUUCUGUGGCAGCCAUGGCUGUUCUUUCUAAAUAUAGUAAUACUUCUGGAAAGAAGAAUCAAGAAAAGAUGCCAACACCAGAAGAAAUUAUGGUACUCUUUGAGAAAUUGUUAAAAUAUCACGGAAUUACACCAACCGAUAAACGACACAAAAUCAUGAUGAUGAAACCAUUGGAAGAAAAAUGGAAAUUGAUUAAAAUUAUGGAACAAACCAAGAAAGAAGCUGAGAAAUUGCACACUGUCAAGGACACACCAGAAUACAUUACACAUCGAUUGAAAGAAGAACCCACAGUUGGUACUGUGACAGAAUUAAUUUCUCUGUUGAAGAGUGCAAAAUCUGAGGAUUGGAUUAAAAAGUUUUUGGAAUUGCGAGGAUUGGAAUGUUUAUUUCAAAUAUUGAUGGAUAGUUGUGAUCAACAAAUUCAGGAACAAGGUGGAACUUUGCGUGAAGAAUUCUCCGAUGAUGAAGAUGCCAAAGACGAAAAGGAAGAAGAAGAAGAGGACGAAGAGGACGAAUUACUCGAGGAACAAGAUGAAGCUGCCACUCCAAACAACCCCAACACACCUCAAGAACCACAAGUGGUGGAAACAAAGAAAAUUAAGGCCAUCAUUCCACCAAAGAAAAACGAAAAAGAUCCCUAUGAUGCUCUCCAAUCGGAAUGUGUCAAGGCAUUGCGUACACUCAUGAACACCAAUGUCGGUCUCCAUGCAUUCUUGUCCAAUAAGGAAAAAUCCGUGUUGGCCAUUACGAAAAUUCUCGACUCUCGAAAUACUCGAACCAAAACACAAAUUUUCUUCUUGUUGGCAACCAUUUGUCGAUUCGAAGAUGGUUUUUGGAUUGCUCUCGACUCAAUGAACAAGUACAAGUUGAAUCGAAAGGAACGUGCAAGAUUCCAAACUCUUGUCCGCCUCCUAAAGAAGAAGGUUGAAAUUUCCGAAGAGAAUGUCUUGUUAAAAGUGUCACUGAUUGUCUUUAUCAAUGCUUUGAUUAAUUCUCCACAGGACAUUCAAUUGAAGAAACAACUCAAGAAAGAAUUUGUAGAUUUGAAAAUGAUUGACAUUAGUGAACGAUUAAAAGCAAUGGAUCUCGAUGACACACUCACCAUGCAAUUAUCCAUUUUCGAAGAGGAAGUUCAAGACAUUGAAGACAUUGAAGAGGAUGAAGAAGAUGUUGAUAUAGACUCUCUGGAAGAUCCAAUGCAAAUUCUCAAGUUGAUUCGAGUUCAACUUUCUGGUUCAGAAGCAUUUGAUUAUUUUGUGAAAAUUCUUCAAUACUUUUUAAUUGUUUCUGGAAAGUCCAAUGAAAAGGAAAAGUCAAAGAACAUGAAUACUCUAUUGAAUAUGAUUAAGAAAGCAGUUGCAUUCAAUGAAGAUGGUGGAGUUGAAGAAGUGAGUGUUCGAGAAUUGCAAUUAGCAGAUCGUGUAGAAACUCAACAACGAAAAAUCACUCAACUCGAAACUCGAUUCCUCAAACUUGCAGAAAUGUUAAAGAAUGGUAAAAUUGAUGAAAAAGUCAUUGAAAAGUUCAUUAGUUUGACAUCCAAAGAGACCAAACAAUCAUUCCAAAAAUCCAUCGAAAAUAUGGAUCCAAACGAUUUGCAAGAAGAAUUCCUCAAAGAUGCUGAAGAAUUUCUUGUCAAAGUGAAACCUAAAAAUGGAAUUGAUAUUGAGACCGUUCAAGCACCUGAUGAACUCAAGAAACACAUGAAAAAGUUAGAGACUGAGUUGAAAUUUAUGACCUAUAAGGCCAAACAAUUGGAAAAGCAAUUGCAAUCUGGAGGUGGUGGUGGUUCUGGUUCUGGAGGUGACUCUUCAUCCAACACAAACAACAACAACAACACCACCGAUACCACGUCGAAUACGAAUAAUAGCAGCACUACCACAGACGUUCCUAAUCCUCCAAUGGGUGGCGUUACAAGUACGGAUAGUUCCAUUCCUUCUGUUCCACCUCUACCAGGCAUGGGUGGACAAGAUGCUCUUGUUCCUCCUCCACCUGGCAUGGGUGGUAUUCCAAUGCCUCCUGGAAUGGGUGGUAUUCCAAUGGUUCCAGGUAUGGGUGCUGUUCCUGCUGGCUAUGUUCCUCCAAAACUUCCAACCUACAAGAGCACCACAGCUAUGAAAGGUGUUUUCUGGAAUAAGGUUGCCAACAAUCAAUUGAAAGACUCGAUUUGGAUUAAGAAAGACAUUGUGAAUGGAUUGGAAGCAAUCGAAUUGGAACAAUCCGAAUUGGAAAAGUUAUUCGCCAAGAAGGAAUCCAUUGUGUUGGAAGCAACCACUGCCAAGAAACCUGAAAAGGUGACUCUCAUUGAUCCAAAGAAGGCUCAAAACAGUGCCAUUGUGUUGGGAUCGAUGCGAUUGGAACACGAUCAAAUUAAGCAUGCCAUUUUGAGAAUGAACGAAGGUGUAUUGGCUCCAGAAAAUGUCAAAGCUCUCAAAGACAUGGUUCCAACACCCGAUGAAAGACAAGCUCUCGCCGACUAUCACGAUGAUUUCAAUAAUUUGGGAACUACCGAACAAUUCUUGACCAAGAUUAUGGACAUUCCAAGACUUGAGGAACGUUUGGAGUGUUGGCUCAUCAAGUCUCGAUUCCCUGCCUCUGUGGCAUCGAUUGAACCCGACAUUGAGAGUGUCAUUAACAGUUGUAAACAAUUGCAACAAUCGAAAAAGUUACAGAAAAUUCUUCAAGUUAUUUUGGCCAUUGGUAACUUUAUCAAUGGUAAUAAGAAGGCUGUUCAUGGUUUCCAACUCAAUGCUCUCUCGAAACUGAAAGACACCAAAGCCACUGGAGCCAAAAUGAACAUGUUGGAUUAUAUUGUACAAUUUUUAGAGAAACAUCAUCCAGAGGUGAUGAAUUUCCAUGAAGAACUUGCUGCCUUGCAAGCUGCUGAGAGAGUUUCCAUUCAGGGAAUUAAUGCAGAAUUGAGUGAAAUGAAAGCAGGUGUGAAUUUUGUUGGACGUGAAAUUGAGAAAUCCGAUAUGAAUAAUGAGCAGGAUCGAUUCCGAGAGGUCAUGAUUGACUUUUUGGAUUAUGCCUCUGAGAAGGUCGAAAACUUUGAAUCACAAAUGAAGGAAAUGCAAAAUCAAAUUGAAAAACUUCAAGUAUUCUUUGCAGAGGAUCCAAAGAAGUUUACUCCAGAAUCCUUCUUUGCUACCAUGAAUGCCUUCAUUUCAGACUUUAAAUUUGCGUAUAGUGAAAUUUUGAGAAAACGUGAAAUUGAAAGAAAGAAAUUGGAAAAGGAAGCCAAGGACAAGGAACGUCAACAAAAAGUGGCUUCCUCACGAAAGAAGAAGGAAGAACAAGGAGAACAAGGAAUUUCUAGAAAACCCAGAGCUAACGGUAAUGCAUCCAAUGGUGAAACUCAAGAUACUCAUCGAUCUUCCAUUGGUGAGGAUCAAGGUGACUCUUCACAAACCUUGUCUGGUGGUAGUGGUGAGGAGAAGGGAGUUUUGGAUAAGACAUUGGAUUCACUCAUUGAUGGUUCUGGAUUUAAGAAGGGUGUUUCAGCCAAUAAGAAGAAGAAAGCAGCCGCUCAGAGUGCAGUGAAUUUAAUUCAAAAGCUAGAAAUUGAAAAGAUCAAUGAAAGUAGUGAUAAAGAUGGAGGUGAUCGUGUGAAUAGUGUUUCAUCCACUCCACGUGAUUCACUGGCUUCACCAGUGGCAGAAUCUGCCACCACACCAUCAGAGGAUCAGGUCAUGAUGAGACCACGAUCGGGCGCCUCCAAAGCACCAAGUAAGAGAAGACUUAAACAAGGUGGUGAUGAUUUGUAA
This is a messenger RNA of Naegleria fowleri, 3966 nucleotides long. RefSeq lists its product as uncharacterized. The record is from RefSeq and is a predicted model, not a curated record. The transcript has 2 exons. Gene Ontology annotation, biological process: actin cytoskeleton organization. Gene Ontology annotation, molecular function: actin binding; small GTPase binding. Bases 1 to 3966 code for a protein of 1321 amino acids. Lineage: Eukaryota; Heterolobosea; Eutetramitea; Acrasida; Naegleriidae.